UGAUAAUUAGUCAUUCAAUUAUAUGAAACGUUUUCGCCGUUAAUCAAUGAGGGAUAAAACCAUACCAGAGUAAGACACCUUGUCUCUCCUUUUGAUUUAAGUAGCACGUCAUAAUAUGUGAACAUGUGAUAACAUGUAAACAUAAUACUAUCGAACGCUUCGGCAAAGUUAGCAUUUAGAUGAUGAGCAACUUCUUGGCCUUGCUGAAUGAGCAGCAAUUGUAUGUUUUCAUCUAUAUGCUAAAAUCACUUUUCAAUCACUGUCUCAUUUGUCUCUAGGGAGGAAAUUACAAUAAUCCUGAAGAUUUCUUCACUUUUAAAGGCUUAAAAGCAGAUAUAUCACAAUGGCUACCGAUUAUAGCAUUCUGGAGGAUGAGCUCAAAAAUCAGUUGUCGGAUUUGAAGCGGGAUUUACAUAUGAGAGGAGUAAGGACCCUUGCCAAUAAGCAAAGUGGACUUGCCAAAAUGGCCGUUCAAAGGAAACAAAUCGAGCUGCUUAAAAUUCAGAUAAGUGAACUGGAACCUACAGUAUCCAUGCUGUAUAGUGCCCACCAUCAUCUCAGAGACAAUCAGAUGAAAGGUUAUUUAAUUUAUCUUCUUCAGCUGAAGGAAUACUACGCUCGGGAAGUCGAAACGAAAAAAGAAAUUAUUCGCCAACGAGAAGAACAGAUAAAGAAAUUAGUUGUGAAAUUAUGUGCCAUGCGGAAUGAAUAUGCGAAACGGAAAAGAGCUGUACCUCGAAAAGCUCCAGAAUUUGUCCUUUUGGAUAAUAUGAGUAACAAAAUUAACCAGAUAGAGAAGAGGAUCUGUUCCCUACAGCACGAGAACAAAGAAAUCCGGGAGAGCAUUAUGGACUUACGGAUUUUUCUGAAGCAGUACAAGAAGUUUGAGAAAGAGUUUCGUGAAAAAAUUGGGGAAAUGACCGAUGAAGCCCAAAUGCACCUGGAUCGUGCAGUUUCGACGUACGAAGAAAGGGAGGAAUGCAUUAAUAGAAGAAAUAUCUAUCGAGACCGGUGCUCACAAGAUUUAAGAAAGGCUGCAAUAAACGAAAAUGCCCUAAAUCUCAUUCUGGAGAAAACACAGAAAUUUGAAGACUUCGGCGAACUACAGAAAAAAAGGAGGUCCGAUUCCAGAAUUGCUACAACUGGAGGGCUGAUCGAACAAGGAAUCACCGGUUUGGAGCCCCAACUGACCAGAGUUCAGAAUCUUCACUCGGCUAUAGUCGAAUCAUCCGGUAAAGCAACUCCCCAAGAGAUGGAUGAGCACAUCAAGCUGACCGAUGACCAGGCAAAUUCGAAGUUCUCUUAUCUUGAAGAGCUUCUGGAAAUGAUCCACCGCACGCAGAACACGAUCGAUGAGUUAAAGGAAAAGAACAGAGAGCUGCUAAUGGGUCUCUCCAAUCAAGAGAAGAGACUGCGAUGGGAAAUCGGUGAAGCCCAACUAAAAGCAAAAGAAUCGAAAGCUGAAGCGGAUGCAUCGAUAGAGAACAUGAACGAAGCGAGGGCUGAGCUGGACAAUUUAUUGGAAAAAGUUCAUUUUCUGUACCUGAAAUGUGGUUCCGAAGAAAUGACGAUCCCGUCUGCCGAACAAAAGAAAGAAGCUGAAAUUUCAGAAAUCCCUCAGAUGCAAGGGAUAGAAAAUCAAGAAAUUAAUGACUCGAAUGCUUUGGAUUUUAACGAAAAAGUAGAGAAAAAGAUUUUAGAAUACCUUAUGCUUAUUGAAUAUAUACGCAUGAAGGAAUCUGUCCAAGAGGAAACACCAAUACGAUUGGCAGGCGCAGAUGAAGAUGAACUUUCAAUCGAAGAACCUCCAAAAGUAGAAUAUUUGGACACGAUUCAGCCACGGCGGUUAAAGAGCAAACCUGAUCUCCACUGUAUCUCGGAUAUGUAUCGUGAAGAUGUCGUUUUGCCACUGGAUCAAUUGAAAUCAAAAGCUGUAACAGCUGUCGCUGAAAUUGAGUCGGGAGAGAGCACCGAAGAUGAUGACUUAACUGCACAAAGAAAAGGCAAGAAGAAGGAUUGAAUUUUGGCUUUAAUAUGAAAGAAGCCGAAUAUAUAUAUAUAUUUUUUUAUUUUUAUUGGUUUGACAUAGAAAGCAAAACUCAGAUAUUUCUUCAUUUAAUUCUAAAUUUUCUGUUUUAUGUUUUGAAAUAACUCAGAAUUGAAAUAUUUUUGACAGAAAGUUACAAA
Argiope bruennichi is the source of this 2187-nucleotide messenger RNA. RefSeq names its product probable serine/threonine-protein kinase kinX. The transcript has 10 exons. NCBI's taxonomy places the organism in Eukaryota, Metazoa, Arthropoda, Arachnida, Araneae, Araneidae. The coding region runs from base 344 to 2020 and encodes 558 amino acids. The record is from RefSeq and is a predicted model, not a curated record.